AUGAGUACCGCAAAGGAUAGCUGGCGUACGAUAUGGCUGCGUGGCGGUCGGAUAUCGGAAGUAGCUUGGAUCAGCCAGGACGCCCUGGCUUGGUGUUCGGGCAUCCAUCUCGUCUUCUUCGACUUGCCCACGAAAAAAUUGCUACUACCCAGGUUUUCUUACGAUAUCGGUGCUGCUGGCGCCUCCUGCCUGUCCGGGCAUCCAAGGUACGCUUUGACAUACAGUCAUAAAAUAUUUGCAUUCGCCGAAAAACAUUUGAAGCCACGGAUAUUUGUGUAUACAUAUCCAUCAAUGAUAAGACUAUGCGAAUGUGUCAAAGGUACAAAUUAUGCUUAUUUAGCGACAGCGUUUGUUGGAGAUUUUUUGGUCUCGCUCGGUUCCAGAUCAGAUUUCAAGUUAACUAUUUGGUUGUGGAGAACUGGCGAAAAAAUCAUUAAUGUUAAUACAUUUAUAUAUGAUGCAGAAAACUACAGUCAAUCUUUAAAAAUUAAUUCAUUACUGCCAUCAUUUAUAGCUCAGGAUGUCCUAGCUAUUGUUGAUAAUUGUGGAUGUAUUUAUCUUAGUAAUGCCAUUGGUAGUGAAAUCAAAUGUAUUGUAUUAUCAAAACACUGUAAUAUUAAUUCUGAAAUUGUAGCCACCAACAUUUGUUGGUACUCGGAUGGAAUUAUACUGUGUACAACAAUUGGCCAAAUGAACUAUUAUAAAAAAAAUGCUAAUUGGUCUGAAGUUUGGAGUAUAAAAUGCGUGACUUGUCCCUUGGUAUUGACUUCUCAUCCCAUGAAGAACGAUAGACUCUUCUUUAUUACGAUAAACGGUCAUAUAGUGCAAAUAAACUGUUCAGAAAACGAUUCAGUACCUCAACAAAAUGUAAUACAUUUUCUUCGUGGAAAAUAUUUAUUUGUUGAUUUUUUAGAACCAUUGGAAGAAUAUAUUGUUGCAAUCGAUACUACCAAGGAAUUUUCAGUUAUUGAAAUUAAUAAAGGCAUUGAAAUCACUUCCAUUAAAUUAAAUAUUGAGGGAAAUAUUACAGUUAUGUUACCAAAUCCUAAAUAUCCGUUAGUAGCAAUUUGUACCAGUAAAGGUGAAAUAGUCUUUGUUAGUUGUUUGUAUUAUUAUAAUCCAAAAAUUCUUGGAGAAUAUAUAUUACAAAUGGAAAUAUUGGAUUUAAUGAAAUUUUCAAGCUCUGGAAGAUAUUUGGUAGUUUGCCAGAAAACUAAAGGAAUUUGUUAUCUAUUAAUACUAUCUAGUGCAAAUUCUUUGCAAAUACAUGCUCGAUUAGACACAAAUAUAAAAAUACUUGAUAUCAUGUUAUUUGAAAUAAAGAAUAAUUUGAAAUUAUAUAUACUUGAAGGACUAUCCACUAAUUCAAUUAGUCAUCAACUACUACUUUAUGAACUUGAUAGCUCUAGCAACACAUUCAAAAAGAAAUCUAAUAUGUUUGUGGGAACACCUUAUGUUACAAAACAACUAAGAUUUUUUACAAUUAAUGAUAUGAAAGAGAUAAUAUGUUUCGAUAUUCAACCCAGUGGGCAUAAGAUUCGGCAAGCAAAGUUGUUUUACAAUCGAAACUGGUUAAUCACAAGUGCUUUAGAUGGAUUAAUUAUUAUAAGAAAAUCUAAUCCAAAAAUUAGUAAAAAUAAACAUAUCAUUAUUCAUCAUAGACAUGAUAUCAGUAUUGCAAAGGCUACAAUUAAUUCUACUGGCGAUUUAUUAAUCACACUUGGCGUUGAUGGAUCUAUCAUUGCUAUGAAAUGUAUUCGAUCGGACAAUGUGCUUCCGGAAGAUAAUAUAUUCAAAAGUUUUUAUGAGUUACUUUGCGUGAAUUCUGAAGAUCAUAAAAAUAAUGUAAUGAUAUAUAUGAAUAUGUUGAAUAAGAAAGAGAUUGAAUUUUUAUCUGAAAAUUUACCUACUUAUAUUGAUUCUGAAGAAGGAAAUAUGUCGUGGAAUGAAUGGAAACAGAAACAGAAUAAUCAAAUAGAAGAAAAACAGUUUAUGGCAGAUAAAGGAAUAGUACUAACUAAAUUAAAAGAUUUAAAGAGUAAAAUCAACGAUUUGAUAAAUAAAAACGAAGUUUCUUCGGAACUUGAAAAACUGCCAAUGUCAGCAUUCGCUUUAAAUAAAACUUUUUAUGAAAGAUACAUAAAAUCAGCAAAAGAUAAGCGCGAAGAAAUAAGAUGUGAAACUGAAUUAAAUUGUCUCGAAAUGGAACGAGUUACUAAUUGGAUUUUAAACAAAUUCUGGAAAUCUCAAAGAAUUUUGAGUCAAUCAAUUUUUAGUAUAUUUGAUACAACAGAAAUCUCAAAUUAUACUAUUUCUAUAGAACAAUCUAAAUUGCUAAAUAAUUUUGAACAUGCUCAAUUCACAAAAAAUGUAUUUAAAGAAUUCAUGAAUGAUCAAACAAUUUAUCCAUGGGAAACUUACACAGCUUCUGAAAUAAAUUUAAUAUAUAACAAACAAUUAAGAGUUGAAAAAACUGAUGAGAUUAGCGUUCUGAUAAGGGAUAGCAUUUUUGAAUAUGAUGAUGAGCCGGAAACAAUCGAAGAUUCUAACUAUCAAUUACUCGAAGGUGUGUCAACUUAUAACUUUCUUCAACAAUCCACUUCCGCUUAUUCGCAAUUCAAAACUUAUUCAUUUAGUCAACUUCAAAGCAAUUAUAUACACAAUAUCAAUUAUAGUGCAAAACUUCGUUUCUAUUUCAAUAAAUUAUUUGACGAAAUGUACAUUGUGAAGCAGCGGGAAAUGAAUUUAGUUAGCGAGCGUAUCAACCGUAUCCACCAUAUAUGUUCUGAACUUCAGCUUAUGUUCAAUAUAGUGUUUGAUAAUACAAUUAAAUGUCCGGAAUGGAAUAUCAAAGAAAAUCCAAAAACAAUAAUUGAAAUUACAGAAAAUGAAAUGUCAGUAAAACCUUACAUAUCUCCAUCUAUACAAGAACUCUAUAACAAACAAGCCAUGGAACAAGAGAACGCAAGACUGGCAAUGCUCGCGGACGAUUUUCGUGAACGGGCCAUACAGACGAUGAUGGACGGGAUGCUGGAGAUUCGUUGGGAGGAUCUCAUCAAGAAUGAUCCACCAAAGCCUAUGUGCUUGGUACGCGGUAAAAGAGUGGAGGAUUACACUGACGAAGAUAAUCUUAUGAUGAAGCGGUACGAACAGAGCAUGAAGAAUAUCGAAAUCGAACGAGAGAAGUACCGAAAACAACUACAGAUUAAUUAUGUAAAUAUUCAUAAGGAUAUUAACAAAGGGGUAGAGAAAUUCAAUUCAAGAUUGGAAGAAACAAACUUGUUAAAAAUGAAAAUAGAAUCAGCAAUACAGCAACUUAAUCUACAUUAUGUAAGAGGCUUGAAAAAGCACUUUAAUUUCGUUAAAAGUUUACAAGAAAAUGACAAAAUAAAAAAGACAAUGAUAGAAACCUAUCAAUCAAUUUCAAGAAUAUCGCAUGAAAUGAAUAUAAUUGAAGCAGUCAAUACUGAACUGUAUAAUAAAUAUGAUACCUUAAUAGCUAAGGAUAAGUACAUGGAAAAGAAAUUCAAAAAUGAUUUUCCCACUCUUGGAAAUAAUGCUAUUGCUACCAUAUUUGUACAAUACAAAAAAAGACCACGAACUAUUUUGAAAAGUGUAUCUAAUUUUGAAAUACUUGACCUUGGAAAAUCAAUUGUUUCUAUGAGACCUCUUUCCUAUUUAACGCCAGAAUGUUUAGAGUAUUUUAAACAAGUUGCAAUUCUGGAUAAUCGACCUAAAAAUCUACCAUCUUCUAUCGAUUCUACAGAUUGGAAAAACGUUAUUGCUCUCAGGCGGUUAAAGAUCGAUCAUGAACUCAAAUUGUGCGCAAUAGAGAUCUGCUUGAAGAAGGCGGCCGAGGUUUUGAAGAAAUAUAACCAAAAAGUUAGCAACUUCAAGCUCGAGAUUGAGUCGAUGAAAGAGCAACAAAAGCAAAUGCGUAUGGAGCGUAUCGAAUGCGAGCUCAACACCGAGGUGCAGCUGGUUAUUAAAAUGGGUCAAGUAGAAACUACGGGGUUUUGCGGCGACAUCACCGAAGACUUCACUGGGGUAAUCGUCAUUCCUCGAGUGGUUGUCGAGAGGAUCAAUGAAGCAAUACUCGCUGCCGGCAAAGCCAAGCUAAGCACGAUUAGACGAAAUCUCAACUUCAAACACGUCAUCGAAGAAGAACAGUGGAACUAUGACUGCUUGAGGUCGAAAGUGAGGCAUCUACAGGAGAAUCUCUACUUCGUGAAGACUGCCCAUAUCACACGAGAUAUUCGGGAUUUCCUUACGAGGCGCUCAAAAAAGUUAAAUACAAGUAAGACGCCACAGAAACUGAAGAAGGAAAUCGAAAUGAUGGCCAAGAAUUAUGAAAAGAUCGUGAAAGAUUAUGAAGAAAAGCUGAAAAAUACUUCUGAGGAGGUGCUGCGGGUUCAAAAGAAUAAUGAAAAACUGGACGAAAAGAUCACGAGGAUGAAUGUUCGAAGAUGUGAAAUGGAAUUAAAAAGAGAUAUUGAGAGUGAGAUGAGACAUAAGGAUUUUCGACAAAAGAUCGUUCGACUGACUGCCCAACGAUCGGCACUUGUCAAAAAGCUUUUGGAGAAUUAUGAAGAAUUAAUGGAGAUUCGAAAGAGAAGGGAAAUUCCAAUUUGCACUGAACGUUUACCAAUACGACAAAUUCCUAAAUUUUUAAAUGACAAAAAGGAUAACUCUUCUAUUAAUUCGUGA
Molecule: messenger RNA, 4707 nt
Organism: Ceratosolen solmsi marchali
Lineage: Eukaryota; Metazoa; Arthropoda; Insecta; Hymenoptera; Agaonidae
Product: cilia- and flagella-associated protein 43-like
Exons: 10
Coding region: 1-4707 (1568 amino acids)
Biological process (GO): cilium assembly
Cellular component (GO): axoneme
Source: RefSeq, a predicted model, not a curated record